Messenger RNA from Sclerotinia trifoliorum, 3406 nucleotides. The record is from the annotation of a GenBank genome assembly. Lineage: Eukaryota; Fungi; Ascomycota; Leotiomycetes; Helotiales; Sclerotiniaceae.
ACUACAAGUUAUUACAAAACUCCAACCUUUUUUCAACGUCAACAACUUCAAUCUUCCCAAACUUAUUUGGUUCCAUCUACUUGCACCUGAGGUAAUCUACCAGAAAAGAAAAGUAAUCAAAACAUCGUUACAUUAGUAGCGAUUUCUACCUUCUGCCACAUAUUUCUCCAAAAUAUCAUCGGGGUUCGUAAGAACUCUAGACUUUACGUGACGGUCGCAGAUCCGUAGUCGCGAUAGAUCCGUUCAUCAAAUCUUUCAUCGUAGCCCAGUAUCUGGAAUCGAGUUGGUGAAGAAUCAAAUCAUAGAGAGUAAUCUAGAUUUAUUGUCACCUCAUCGAUAACAAUUCGUCGCGUUGAUUUGAAGAACUGAGUCCAUAUCUUCAGUGGUUGAGGAGUCAUAUUCAAUAUGUCUUCCCCAGUAGCAGAAUUAGAAGCUGGCCUUCAAGCCAUGGUACAAUUGAAACCCCCUGGUGUAUCAGGAUCUCGAAUUCAAAGCCUGACAAACCUCUGCACCCAAAAUAUUCAGGUAUGCGAAUGAUCCAAUGUUCCCAAACUUCCAUCUCCACCAUCACCCUACCGCGGCUCUCCCAUCUCUCUCCAUCUCCUUAUCUGCGAGCUGUAGCUAAUAUCCUAUUCUCUUUGUAGCAAGAAUCCGCCUUGGUUCAGAAAUUAUAUGUUCACUUUAAGAAGACACCCGGAACACACAAACUUGGCACCCUCUACGUCGUAGACUCUGUAACUCGAAAAUGGACCGAACAAGCCAAACUUGCUUCACAAACCAUAAAUAGUUCUGCUCCGGAUGGUACAUAUGCUGCUGGUGUACAUAAAGUAAAGGAAUUGCUCCCCGCUUUUAUGAACGACAUAAUCCAAUCUGCUCCCAAUGAUCAAAAGGUACGCCAGUAUAUUCAAAGUGCUCGAACUGAGUAGUUUCCAGCAUAGCUAUGUCCUAUGUCUGCGUGAAAAUUUGCUUCCAAGAUAUCAUACAUAUUCCUCAACCGAGAUAUCAUUGUGCACCUUCUUUAUUCACUGUUCCCCCAUAUGAAUUCCUACUUACUUGACAUUUCUUGUUAUUGUAGGACAAGAUUAGAAAAUUAGUUGAUAUCUGGGAAAAAGGACAAACCUUCCCUUCUCAAAUGUUGAAUGGAUUUAAAGAGAAGUUGGAUGCAACAAAUGGUAAGAUUGUCACAUAUGAUCCUGAUAGAAGACCAUGUUGUCGUGUAUCUAACCAUAAUUCACCCACCAUGUAGAAAGUACAACACCCACAGGAAGUCCUCCAAGUCUUCAAGCAACUUUGGGUUUACAACCAAAUUCAUCAACCUCGACUAUGGCACCUCCACAAACAGCAUCUGCGCCCCCUAACACAUCAUCGAUUUUAGCAGCUCUUGCAACUAUGGCGAAUACUGCCCGUCAAAAUCCUACUCCAACUCCAGUUGCUUCUGCCCCACCUGUUAAUCCAUACAAUGUAUCACAUGCGCAGAAUAAUCCUACUCAACCACCUCAAGCAUUAAACCAGAGUUUGCCCUUCUCGGUUGCUCCUCAACCUGUAAACGCCCCAGCUACUUCGAUGCCUGCUUAUGGUCAAGUUCCAAGUAAUGGAAUCCCGAACUUUGCCAGUAAUCCAAACCCUUUCCCAGGUGCUCCACCAAUGAAUCCUCCCGGUAAUCUCGAUCCAGCUACGCAACAGCAGGUAGCUUUAAUCAAGGCACUUGCGGCAACUGGUGUUCCAGCUGAACAAAUCGCUGGUAUUUUAGCUGCUAUGGGUAAUCAAGGAGCUGCAGCUGGCGUGCCACCUCCGUUUGCUCAAAAUCAAAAUACUCAUACUCAAAAUAAUUGGGGUGUCAGAGAUGAUGCACGUGACCGAAAUGGUUUCCAUGAUUCUAUGAGAUCACCACCUGGUCGUUAUCGUCGUCGUUCUAGAUCUCCAUCUCCUCAACGUGGUUGGGGUGGCCGUGAUUCUCCUAAUGCUCGUCGUCGUGAUGAUUUUGAUAGAGAAUCUCCAGCACGUUUGAGAGGUGCUGAUGAUCGCGGUAGAGGUGGACGUGGCCGAGGUAAUGAUUACCGGCAACGCAGCCCCCAACGCCGUCGCAGCAAUACACCUCCUAGAUCAAGUACCGGUGGACCAAAAUGGGUUGGACAUGAUGCAUCAAUUGGUAAAGGAAAUAUCAAAGGUAAGUUAUCAUUUCUCUUGUAUUUUUGAUCGAAACAAUUCUAACAGAAUGUACAGUUCUCAGUCGCACCUUGUUCGUUGGUGGAGUUACGUAAGUCAAUGCCUAGUCUUUAUCACUUCGAAUGUUGUCUUUCGAAGAUUUGAUUUGUCCAUACUGACUUUUUAAAGUUCUUCCGAACACGAAUUGAAAUCACUCUUCAAUCAAUAUGGCGAUGUGCAAACUUGUAUUGUCAACAAGGAAAAGCGCCACGCUUUUGUUAAAAUGGUUAGUCGCGAGCAUGCUGUCAAUGCCAAGGAGGCCAUGGAAAAGAACCGAAGUCCUGACUCUUCGUUGAGGGUAUGUACAUCACAUAUAAAUACCUUCCGUCAAAUUCUUUGCUAACGUUAAAUUCUAGACUCGUUGGGGGGUAGGUUUUGGGCCACGCGACUGCAGUGAUUAUCAAACAGGUAUCAGCAUCAUCCCAAUUAGCAAACUUACAGAUGCGGACCGAAAAUGGAUGCUCAAUGCAGAAUAUGGUGGCAGUGGAGGUCAAGAAAUUGAACCUGGCAUGGUUGUCGAAGAGCCUGAUAUUGAAAUUGGUCAAGGUGUUUCGUCCAAGGCAAUCAGUCGUCGCAUGCAAACCGACAAUGGUGGAAAGAAUGGUCCAAAAUCUGGUCGCGAAUAUGAGGAGGAUGAGAGACCUCGUUAUCGUCGUGAUCGAGAUGAUCGUCGGGAUGAUCGUCGGGACGAAGGUCCCAAAUUCCCCGCCAACACUGUUCCACCUGUCAUGCCACCAUUUCCGCUGGGCUCAUUUCCUUACCCUCUCCCGACUCUUCCUAAUGGGCUGCCAAUGUUCCCUCCUGGAUUUGCCUUCCCUGGUCAACAGCCACCACCACCACCGGGUACAUGAUCCAGCUCAACACUUCGUCAAUAUUUCGUACAAUAAUUCCGUCGGGGCGUUUUACUUCACACGAUUCAUAUGACGCAUUUUUGUGGUGUUCAGGCGUACAAGGUACGUCGAUUAUGGCCCUGGUUUGCCACCUGGAAAAAAUAUUCGGUGUCAUAAAAUCAUGAGCAAACAGGAUCACAGCAUAGCAGUCAACAAAUAGGGCAGUGCAUCGUUUGGAUGACUUCCACGUUACGCAUGUACACCUGCGUUUAUCAACUUUUUUUCUUUCAUAUUUUUGUAGCUAGCUAUCCUACCUUCCUACUACUUUCUUAAUACAAAUACCCAAAUCUAUGAAUACUUAUAUCUGUUUU